Messenger RNA from Laccaria bicolor S238N-H82, 444 nucleotides. Its product is annotated as 60S ribosomal protein L36. Gene Ontology annotation, cellular component: cytosolic large ribosomal subunit; ribosome. Bases 61 to 366 code for a protein of 101 amino acids. Gene Ontology annotation, biological process: cytoplasmic translation. The record is from RefSeq and is a predicted model, not a curated record. Lineage: Eukaryota; Fungi; Basidiomycota; Agaricomycetes; Agaricales; Hydnangiaceae. The transcript has 4 exons. Gene Ontology annotation, molecular function: structural constituent of ribosome.
UCGUUCUACUGAAGGCACAAGUCGCUUGAACGCAUCACGUCAAGAUCUCUUCAAGAAAAAAUGGUUCGCAGCAAUCUCCGUUACGGUCCUAACCAUGGCCAUCCCACGACACCCAUCCCGAAAGCUGUCCGCCCCAGCCAGCGCAAAGGCGUGCAGUCGACCAAGACCAAGUUUGUACGGUCUGUGAUCCGAGAGGUUGCUGGAUUCUCUGCGUAUGAGAGGCGGGUAAUGGAGUUGUUGAGGAACUCAAAGGACAAGAAAGCCAGGAAGUUGACGAAGAAAAGACUCGGAACGCUUCUUCGUUCCAAACGCAAAUUGGAGGAACUGUCCACGGUUAUCCAAGAGAGCAGGAGGGCAGGACAUUAGGUCAUUUACUUAGUGUGCCGCUGUGUGCCGAUAUGUCAUAUAUGCUUACGUGGUUACGGCUAUGGAAUGAACGCUGAU